Molecule: messenger RNA, 753 nt
Organism: Vigna unguiculata (cowpea)
Lineage: Eukaryota; Viridiplantae; Streptophyta; Magnoliopsida; Fabales; Fabaceae
Source: RefSeq, a predicted model, not a curated record
UGACCCUCAUCAUUCUCAAACACCACACAUGGGGUGCCACCACACAGGAUCAUGAUGUACCUCUUCCCUCUAAAAACCCUCUACCAGCUUGUCCAUUUUUGCCUAUGUAAUACAAAUAUUUCAUGUUUCAUGCAUUGAGAGAUCAAAGAGAACUUUUUUUUUUUUUUUCUCUUUCUGAAACUUGGUGGAUUAGAUGAUGGAGAAAAGCAAGUCUUUUCCUGAAUACUCCUGUUCUUACACUGAAUUUGGUUUCAGAGAUCGGUCCAACUCAUAUAAUUUCAAUGGGCCGACCCAGAAGGGAAGUGGGUUUAGUACAUCAAAUGAUCCAGAGCUCAAGAGGAAGAAGAGAAUCAAGGCCUAUAAUGUGUUGACAGUGGAAGGAAAGCUUAAAAGUGGUGUCAGAAACAGCUUCAAGUGGAUCAAGAACAAGUUCAGUGACAUUCGCUAUGGUGUGUGAACUAUGACCAAGUGCUACCAUGUCUUCAGUAAUAUCAGACUUUGAAGGUAAGGCCUUUGUGAAGGAAAUAUUGCAGUGGUGUAUUUGUGAGGUAAGAUGUUAUGCAUAAAAAAUGAGAGAGAGCAGUGGCUAGGUUGGAACAUAUAAUUGUUCUGAAAUCAAGGGUUUCUUGGCUGGUCUUUUGGUACGAGGGAGAACUAACUAGAAUGCUUUGUAUCAACGAGCAAGGAUUCAAAAUAUUUCUGAAAACUGUGAUUAGUAAUAAACUGUUUUGGAUGUGUGAUCUCUGUUCUGAA